Messenger RNA from Aureobasidium namibiae CBS 147.97, 879 nucleotides. RefSeq names its product alpha/beta-hydrolase. The transcript has a single exon. Bases 1 to 879 code for a protein of 292 amino acids. The record is from RefSeq and is a predicted model, not a curated record. Lineage: Eukaryota; Fungi; Ascomycota; Dothideomycetes; Dothideales; Saccotheciaceae.
AUGUCCAAGCCAAAGACCAACAACACUUCCCUCUCCGCCACCACCUCAAUCCCUCAAAUACACCAUCCCACGAGACUACCACAAUAUACUAGCCUGAAGCAUUUACCUGCAGCCGUCAAACUACCAUCAGUCGUCAAGUCUUUCAACCUCAAAGUCGAGGUUGGCACCGAUGGCACAGUCCCUGCAUUCCUACACCUACCCAAGAACUAUCAAAACCAGCAAAGCACAGCCGCAAUCUUACUUUCGGGCGCUGGUGGUGGUGUAGCAGGCCCUUCUGGUAUCUACAUCAGUAUGGCGGACAAACUGGCCUCGUUGCAAAAUGGUCUUCCUGUUCUGCGCAUGGAUUACCGCAUCCCUGCUCGCAACAAGUAUUGCGUUGCCGAUGUACUAGCGGCUAUGGACUACCUCUCCGCUCAGUAUGGCGUUGGUAGAUUUGUUCUGGUCGGUUGGUCUUUUGGCGGUGCUCCUGUGUUUGCGGUUGGUGGCCAGGACUCUAGGGUUGUGGGAUGCGCCACUAUCGCUUCUCAGACUGCAGAAACAGAAGGAAUCAGAGCGGUGGGAAGAAGAGGUGUACCAGUACUGCUCCUACACGGUACUGGUGAUCGUACGUUGAGUCCGCAGUGUAGUGAGAGAUUGUACGAUAUGUAUGGAUCCAAGGGACAGAGGAAGGUGCAUUACUUCGAGGGUGAUGAUCAUGCUCUUACGAGGAAUAGUGUUGAGGCUGAGAAAAUGCUGUGCGAGUUUAUUGCAGGUGUCGCCGGCUCCAAGAUCAACGAUACUGAAAAAGAGGUGGUAAGCAAGAGUCUUGUUGACGAUGGAGAUAAGGUCGAGAUGAUGAAAAAGGGCGGUGACUUGAGGGGUGCUGAGAGUAUCGAGUAG